GAAGUCCUCUCUGCUUUUGGCGCGGUCUUGCGGUGUCGGCCAUCUUGGAAUCACAUCACUUUUCACUCAUCACUGUUUAAGGCAACUCUCUGAGACAUUGCAUGAGCAUAUUGUUCAUUGAUUGACAUCGUAUCGUUAAUUAAGAAGAGAAACCGUUUUUGCGUCUUCAUUUAACGAAGCCAACAAAUACGAUCGCUGUCUAUUGCUCGCUGAGUGGUGAAGCAAACUCAGGAUUGUCAAAAGAACCGUUAUGGCGACUGCUACCCCAAGCCGUGAAGCUGGCCGGUCGGCGGCCUCUACACCUCUCUCCCCGACCCGUAUCUCUCGCUUACAAGAGAAACAAGAUUUGCAACACCUGAACGAUAGGCUGGCCGUGUAUAUCGACCGUGUCCGGGCAUUGGAACUCGAGAACGAUCGGCUGAUGGUCAAAGUGUCUGAGAAAGAGGAGGUGACUACUAGAGAGGUGACAGGGCUGAAGGCUCUGUAUGAGGCAGAGUUAGCUGAUGCUCGACGGGUUUUGGAUGAAACUGCUAAAGAGAGAGCCAGGCUCCAGAUAGACCUGGGCAAGGCUCAGGCUGAACUGGAAGAAGCCACACGCAGUGCUAAGAAGAAGGAUAGGGAUCUUGCCGCAGCGGUGUCCAGGGCCAGUGAUUUGGAAGGCCAGCUGAAUAAGAGUGAAGCAGCUCUUUCUACUGCUUUAAGCCAGAAUGCUUCUCUCACGUCUGAGCUGGCUGAUGUCAAAAGCCUGCUGGCUAAGGCAGAGGACAGCCAUGCUAUUGCUAAGCGCCAGCUGGAGGCAGAGACACUGAUGCGUGUAGAUUUGGAGAACCGGUGUCAAUCACUGAGUGAAGAGCUGGAGUUCAGGAAGAGCAUGUUUGAAGAGGAGGUGCGUGAGUCUCGGCGUCGACAGGAGCAGAGAAUAGUGGAGGUGGACUCAGGAGUCAGACAGGACUAUGAGUUCAAACUGGCACAAGCUUUACAGGACCUAAGGAGGCAACAUGAUGAGCAAGUCUCUCUUUAUAAGGAAGAACUGGAGCAAACCUUCUUGGCCAAGUUGGAUAAUGCCAAGGUGUCCUCAGAGAUUAAUGACAAGGCAAUAAGCACAGCCAGGGAGGAGCUGCAGGAGUCCCGUAUGAGAAUAGAGAGCCUUGGAUAUCAGCUGAAUGCCCUGCAGAAACAGGUGGCUGCCUCAGAGGAUCGCAUCAGAGAGCUGGAGGAAAUUCUGUCGGCAGAGCGAGACAAGCACCGCCGUACCAUUGAAGGAAAAGAACAAGAGAUGAGCGAGCUGAGAGACAGGAUGAAUGCUCAGCUCAGUGAAUACCAGGAGCUGUUGGACGUGAAGCUCGCCCUAGAUAUGGAGAUCAAUGCAUACAGGAAACUUCUGGAGGGAGAGGAGCACAGACUGAAGCUGUCCCCCAGCCCAUCUCCACGAGUCACUGUUUCCAGGAUAACAGGAUCUUCCUCCUCCCGCUCCUCCAAGAGGAAGAGAAUAGAGGCGGAGGCUAAGGAUGUGCCAGAGGUAGGAAGAGGAGAGGGGCAGCUGCUGGUGUCAGAAGAGGCCACAGCUAGCGGAGCAGUCACCAUAUCACCAACUGACAUGGAUGGAAACGCAGUCACACUGACCAAUGAUACUGAGCAGGACCAGCCUUUGGGCAACUGGAGGUUGAAGAGACAAGUUGACAAUGGGGAUGAGGUCAUCUACAAGUUCUCCCCAAAAUUUGUCCUCAAGGCUCAGCAGUCAGUUACGGUGUGGUCUGCUGAUGCUGGCGUGGCCCACAGUCCACCAUCUGACUUGUUGUGGAAGAGUCAGGCUUCCUGGGGCACAGGAAAUGACAUAGUCACCAUUUUGAUCAAUGCUGAUGGCGAGGAGGUGGCCAGAAGGAGUGUAACCAAGACUCAGGUGGAGGUAGAGAACGGAGAGGAAGAGGAGGAAGUGAGACAAACGGGCAAGGUUUCAUCUAGAGAGUGUGCCAUCAUGUGAAGCCUUCCUGUUCUGUUGAUGCUUUGACUUCCCCACUAUACUUCUUUUUUUUUUGUUUGUUUGUUUUUAUAGAGCCACUCAGGUAUGAUCCUGUCCAUUGCCUCAUCAUUUGGUGUUUUUAUUGUUCAAGACAAUAUAAGAAUUUUUGGACUAAUGGACUCAGUUUUUACUGCCCUCUGCAUUUCUGGACCUGUUUUUAAUGAGUAAUUUCCCUAAUUACUAGCAAUGCCAAUGUCUGUGGAUCACGCAAAGAUGAUGUAUCCAAAUAUUCAGUCAAACUGUGGUGUUGCAGCUGAAUGUUCUCACCCCUAGUAAUAGUACUCUACAUGUCAAUGAUUCAGGCUACAUCCACACUAGUACGUUUUCGUUUUAAGACUCAUAACUUUUGCUACGUUUACACCUAGCGUCCACACUACAUCAGCGUUUUCGAACCCCUCAAACGGAGACUUUUGAAAACACUGCUGACCCUGUUUUAGUUUGAAAACUCCGGGAAUGCGUUUUAGUCUGGACGGGGGGAAACUUCCCUGAUUUGUUACGCCCCUAUCACGUGACCCUUUUCCAGAAAAAAAAAAUAAACAUCAUCCUUGAUUACCAGCGGUUAAUUCACCAAGCCAAAACAAAACAUUACAGCUAGCUCUGAAUACCUUUUUGUGAUUUCAUCCUUCUUGUGUGGGUACUCCUUUCUAAUUGCCAUGGCUCCCUCCGGCAAUGGAUAACGCUCCCGGUACUGCUCUAAUAUGUUGCCGUAUUUGCUUUGCAAUGACUCCCAAUCUAUAUUUUCCACUGUGUUGACGGCCUUAUACUUGUUACUUUCAGUAACAGUUCCACCUUUUCGUCAGUCCAAGAAAAGAAAUCUCUGGUUUUCGCCAUUUCUGCUCUUCGUUCAUAGUAUUUUCUGCCAGCCAACCGCAGAGUAGACAAUCUGCUUCCUGUUUACACCGACACGCGCAUGCCCAGUGUAGGAAAUUAUUUCUGAAACAGUGCUAAAAUGCUCAUGUGUACGGAGAUCUUUUUCAUUUUAAAACACCAUUUUUUUUAAAAGUUAGUUUAGUGUGGAUGUAGCCUCAAACCACUGAUUGUCUUUCAUUCUUCUGUGGUAAGCAUUUUAGUUUCAUCCUUCAUGCACAGUAGAAGACAAUGUAAUCAAUCGCACAGAAAUUAACUAAAAUAACCUUAAAUUUGAGUUCUCACAAUAAAUUACCUCUGCUGUAACUCCAAACCUUUGGGACACGCUUGGUCAUUACCUGCUGUCAAAUUCCUGAUCACAUUCCCUCUGCUUUCUCUUCCUUGUUUUUUCUUUAAAGAUAGAAAUGAAAUGUGAUAGUUUAUCUGAUCUCAGUCUUACUUGGCAGAGCUGAAUUAAACACAAACAUUUGAAAUUUGCCAGAAAGAUUUGGAGAGGUGGUGUUUGGAGCCUCGUGUGAUGUUAUCUUCCAGUUCUGAGUUGAGGCUGUAUUUCACAGUUAACUGUUGCUAUUAUCUGUAGGGGCUCCCUGGAGCUGGGCAAAGUCUUCUUGAACAGAAACACUGCAGGUUCAUUUUGACUGCCAACCUUUGAUUUCUGACAGCAGUUAUAUGGAAAAAAGUAGAGAAUCAGUUAUCUGUGCUGCCUUUGUGUGGUCUGUAGUGGAAAGAAAAUGUGCUGUGUCAUGGAACUUAGUGACUCCUCCAGGCAGCCCAACAAAAAUCUUCAGAAUGGUGAUAUCAGCAGUUUUUGCAAAUACUGAAAGCUGCUAGAAGGUCUGUUGUGCUGCCUGGGAGCACUUGGUGGUCAUGUUGCUUACCCAGUAGCAUUAGUGGCAGAGGUGGUGAGUCAGUGGCUAGUUAAUAUCGGAUUCUUCUGAAAAAUAUAUUUGAUUGCAAACCUUUAGUGCACACUAAAAUCUUAAGUCUUAACAGUGUAGGGGAGUGGUAACCUGUUCUCAAAACUUAUCAGGAUUUUUUUUGUUUUGGCCGAUGAGUAACAGUUCUUAUCAUGAGCAGCCCAUUGCAGUCUUCUGUUUCAUCUCUUGUUGACUGUAAAUUCAAUGGUCACUAAUGUUCAAUCCACCAACAUCUUCAAAAAAUAAGUAGCUCUCAAACUUGCUAAAUGUUCAGGCUCUUUUAGCCAAAACAAUGAGCUGAAGCUCCACAUAGAGCUGCAGACCAGACCAGACGCAGGAAAACGUGCAUACAGACAGGGGCAGAUAAAUGAAACUGAAAUGGAACCACAUUGCACACUUGAGUCUGCUAAAAUUGACAACUACAGAUGACCCUGUGACAGCUGUCUCAUUGGAAUGGGGCCGCAUGUGCAGCUCCUGUCUGAAAGGGGUGUUAGAUAAAUAGAUAAAUAGGUUUACAGCCAUACAACUUGUUAACUCAUGGUUAUCUGUGAAAAUGUUGUUAAAAUGCUAUCGUAAUAACAGUCACCAUUUCUAUGCUGGGAUUGUGAUGGGACCGAUUGGUCCAGAUUAUCUCUGCUGGUUUGUUUCUCCUGGAACCAUGCAAAGCAAAAUUGCUGCUCUUAAAAAGCUGAGUGGCCAAAAUGUGGCUGGAGUUAGAACUGGUGAAUGUGAGUUUGGUGUUUUGAUCCCCAGUUCUGCCUCAGAAAUAAUAUGCUUAAAAGAAAAGCCUUCUGAGUGGCUUUGUCAAUCUGAAAUAUUAAACUGACAUAACAUUGCCUCCGGGGUUUUUUGUUUUGUUUUUGUUUUCUUGAGUAUACAGAAGGUAAAUGGUGAACGCAACACUUGAUUACAUGAUACAGUGUAUGAAGUGAUGUUCUGAUGGGUUGCAUUAUCUCCAUCUCUUUAUUAUCUUCUGUUAUUUUGGAUUGCAGUACAUUGUACAAGUAUUGCUCUCACAUCUGUGUGCCAUCUUGGGAAACUCAAUUUUUCUUGUGUGUUUUUAUGCUGUGCAUUGCUAGUUAUUUUUCUAUAGAGUUCUUGUCUAUGUAAUCAGUUUGUUUACAUGAAAUAUUUCAUUUAUUUUGUGUUUAGGAUUUCUGGGUUGAUUUAAGGUUGGGUGUUCAUGGCCUAAACAAGAGUAAAAACUGAUUCUUCUGCUUAGAGUUUAAUGUCUUCACUUGAGUGAAGGAUAUGAAAACCAUUUUCUGAGUUUCAUAUGGGCAGAAGAACUUCUUGUCUAGUAAUUUGUAAGUGACCAACUUUGAACAUUUGAAUUAGAUUAAAUCUGUUAGACUGUGACAAUAAGUUAAUACUGAUCUGAUUUUGAUUGCUCUAUAAUACUGAGAUAUUGUAAGGCUUUGACAUACAAUGGUAAUUCAGUCCCUCCAGGAAUACUCAUUCUUUCAAUUCAUCCACAAAAAUUCAUGCUAAUUUAACCAAUCCCUGCAAUAUUUCCAAGAGCAAUUUAGGGGGAAAAUUUCAUUUUUUCCCACUCAAACUGACAAUGCUAAUUUUACAAAUCACUGUAAUUUUAAUAUAGAACCUUUUCCCCCAGCCAAAGUCAAAUAAGCUUCAAUCUGGUUUUUUUUUAAGUAUUUUCUUGAAUAUUAGUAUGUAUGAUCAUCACUUUCUUCUUUAAACAAUAACACAUUUUAACAGAGUUUUAGAAAAAUAAAAUAGGGCCAAAAUCCUGUCACUUUUGGCUGAACUAACCAAAAAACAACUUAGAUCCUUGGAGGGACUUUUAAAUGACUUGGGUCUGACUAGUUCUGGUACAAUAUAGAUGUGACUGUGAUAGUUCUGUUGAGAACAAUUAUCACCCAAGUUUUAAUCAGUGAAGCAGAGACCUGGUAUUGUUCAGGGGGGGCAUGCCAAAUGAAAGUUUUCAUUCAUGAUUAACUGUUGUUGAACUACUUUUUGUACACACAAUAAAUGUUUUGCAUAUACA
Messenger RNA from Siniperca chuatsi (mandarin fish), 5812 nucleotides. RefSeq names its product lamin B2 (gene lmnb2). The transcript is spliced from 13 exons. Lineage: Eukaryota; Metazoa; Chordata; Actinopteri; Centrarchiformes; Sinipercidae. The record is from RefSeq and is a predicted model, not a curated record. Bases 251 to 1981 code for a protein of 576 amino acids.